CUUCGGUGCCGUACAGUGUAAGAAUUUUUUUUGUUUAUAAAAUGAACACGGGGUAACGAUGGAGAUUUGGUAAGAAUGGCCAUGCUGUAUUGUCUCCUGCAAAAAGAACAAUCUAACUUGGCAGAACGCUUCAAUAUGUUCAAAGCUUCAGACAGUGCUAGGCUACAAGAACGAAGUUCCACUAUUAAAAUCCAAAGUUGGUUCAGAUCGAUCAGAGUUCAAAAGUACAUAAGAUAUUUACAUAGAUGUGCCACCAUAAUACAGAAAACCUAUAGAGGCUAUGUCGGUAGAAGUCUGUACCGUGAGAUUGUACAGAACAAAAUGAAUUUGAUGAGAAAACACUACUACGAUGUCAUGGCAACCAAGAUUCAAGCACGAUGGAGAGGUUUUUACAUACGAAAAUACAAAUUUGAUUUUUAUGCACGAAAAAGAUAUCUUAACGCACUGGUUUGUAAAAACGAGAUAUUCAGACAACAAGUAAAAGAAAUACAAAAAAUGAAUGAAUUGGAAGAAGAAGCCAAAAGGAUUGACAAUCAGAUGGCAGCAGCCACGUUUGUCAACAGAAAAACACAUUAUCUCCUCAGUACUAAUGUUUGUCCUGGAAUAUAUAACUCGCCUAACGAAAAAUCUCUCGACAAAGAAUUCGCUCUACGCAACUCUCAACCAUUUAGUAAGAACGAACGCAGAAAGUUACAAAGAGAUAUGCAAUUAAAAUAUAUUAGAACCAGCACUGGCAUACCAAGGGCUGAAGAAACAGGGAAGGAUGUUAAUGUGUGUAUACUACCUGUUGCUACGCAGAAACCUCAGGGUCCGUUCAGAAGCCCCGAGGAAGUUCAAAAACAGCGUUAUAAAAGAUUAGAACCCAGUCUUCGUGUUGCAACGGAACAUCAAUCUGUAGAAAAAGCUAGAACCCUACUGCGACAAGAAGAAUGGACCAAAAGAAUCAUCGAUAAGAGCUUCUUACCUUCAACGAAAACAAAUUAUCCUUACGUUCCAGCGCUUGAUUCGUCCACUUUCUAUGGAAGGGUUGAUUAUGGCACAAAACAUUUUAGAGAAGACGUCCCCGAGAAACACAUUCAUGCUAAGUCGUUUCAACGUGUUGUUUCGCCGAUUCCUAUCUUCGAGCAGCUUGGAAAGACAUAUUGAUAAACACAACCUAUUUAUGUAUAUAUAAAUGAACAUAAUAAAUUGAAUUUUUUUUAAACAAAAUCUUACGUUGUCCAUUUUUAGUUUACAGAUUUAUUCUUUUUUUUAUAUAUUUCACUAUACGGGAGCUUUCCCUACUGCAUAAGGGCGCUUAUUAAUCCAGAAAUAAAUGA
Hydractinia symbiolongicarpus is the source of this 1319-nucleotide messenger RNA. Its product is annotated as spermatogenesis-associated protein 17-like. The transcript has 13 exons. NCBI's taxonomy places the organism in Eukaryota, Metazoa, Cnidaria, Hydrozoa, Anthoathecata, Hydractiniidae. The record is from RefSeq and is a predicted model, not a curated record. Gene Ontology annotation, molecular function: protein binding. Gene Ontology annotation, biological process: mitotic cell cycle; establishment of meiotic spindle localization; spindle organization. Gene Ontology annotation, cellular component: spindle pole. Bases 76 to 1146 code for a protein of 356 amino acids.